GAGAAGGAUGGCAAGAACUCGUUCCCUCGUAUUCGUCAUCCUCAGCAGCUUCCUCUCUGUCGUCGCCGGUCAACUCCGGCCAGCGGCCGGUGGUCUCCCAGGUGAUCUCUUCGGCCUGGGCAUCGCCUCGAGGAUCCGCAUUGACCGCAACUCCACGGCGAAGGCGUCGACGGACUUUGGCCGCAUGGUCGAGGCCGCGCCGGAGGCCGUCCUCCACCCGGCCACGCCUACUGACAUCGCCUUGCUCAUCCGGUCCUCCGCCUCCUCGCCAGCGCCGUUCCCCGUGGCGCCGCGCGGGCAGGGCCACUCCUGGCGCGGCCAGGCGCUCGCCCCGGGCGGCGUCGUCGUCGACAUGCGCGCGCUGGGGCGCGGUCACCGCGCACGCAUCAACGUGUCCGCCGCCGGCGCGGAGCCGUACGUCGACGCCGGCGGCGAGCAGCUGUGGAUCGACGUCCUCCGCGCGACGCUGAAGCACGGCCUCGCGCCGCGCGCGUGGACGGACUACCUACGCCUCACCGUCGGCGGGACGCUCUCCAACGCCGGCAUCGGCGGGAUGGCGUUCCGGCAUGGCCCGCAGAUCGCCAACGUGCACGAAGUCGACGUUGUCACAGGAACGGGUGAGAUGGCGACAUGCUCCCGGGCCAAGAACUCGGACCUCUUCUUCGCGGCUCUGGGCGGGCUUGGUCAGUUCGGGGUCAUAACCCGGGCUCGGAUCCAGCUCGAGCGGGCACCAAAGCGGGUGCGUUGGGUCCGACUCGGCUACUCGGACGUGGCCACGUUCACCAAGGACCAGGAGCUUCUCAUAUCAGACCAGGCUAGCGAAGCCGGGCUCGACUACGUCGAAGGGCAAGUCCAGCUCAACCGGACCUUGGUCGAAGGUCCCAAGUCAACGCCAUUCUUCUCCGGCACCGAUCUCAGUAGGCUCGCCGGGCUCGCUUCGCGUAGCGGGUCCGGCACAAUCUACUACAUCGAAGGCGCCAUGUACUACAAUGAGGAUGCCGCGACAUCUGUGGAUCAGAGAAUGGAGGCAUUGUUGGAGCAACUAAGCUUCGAGCCGGGGUUUGUGUUCACCAAGGACGUGACGUACGUACAGUUCCUUGACCGUGUGCGGCAGGAGGAGAGGGUGCUCCGGUCAGCCGGCGCGUGGGAAGUGCCACACCCAUGGCUGAACCUCUUCAUCCCCCGGUCUCGCAUCCUCGACUUCGACGCCGGUGUGUUCAAGGGCCUCCUCAGGGGCGCCAGCCCCGCCGGCGUAAUCCUCAUGUACCCCAUGAACAAGGACAGGUGGGACAGCCGGAUGACGGCGGUGACCCCAGCCGCCGACGAGGGCGUGUUCUACGCCGUGGGGUUGCUCCGGUCGGCGUUGUCCGCAGACGAUGUGCAGCAGCUAGAGAGGGAGAACGAGUCGGUGCUGGCCUUCUGUGACGAGGCAGGCAUCGAAUGCAAGCAGUACCUAGCACACUACGCAUCUCAAGACGGGUGGCAACAACAUUUUGGGGCCAAGUGGGGCAGAAUUGCCGAGCUGAAGGCCAAGUAUGAUCCUCACGCGAUAUUAUCGCCGGGCCAGAGGAUUUUCCCAUCACCAGCAACCAGCAGUUGGCCUCUUCCGCAAUCCUGGAGCAAAGGGAGAUGAUUCUCGCAUGUAGAAUGCAUAGGAUAUACAGGUGUUUCAUAGCUAAGCUAGGGGUCCAUUUGCACAUAAUUUUUUGAGCUGCUAGGAGGUA
This is a messenger RNA of Phragmites australis (common reed), 1724 nucleotides long. RefSeq names its product cytokinin dehydrogenase 7-like. The coding region runs from base 8 to 1633 and encodes 541 amino acids. Gene Ontology annotation, molecular function: FAD binding; cytokinin dehydrogenase activity. Gene Ontology annotation, biological process: cytokinin metabolic process. The transcript has 3 exons. Lineage: Eukaryota; Viridiplantae; Streptophyta; Magnoliopsida; Poales; Poaceae. The record is from RefSeq and is a predicted model, not a curated record.